Molecule: messenger RNA, 1569 nt
Organism: Fonsecaea erecta
Lineage: Eukaryota; Fungi; Ascomycota; Eurotiomycetes; Chaetothyriales; Herpotrichiellaceae
Exons: 1
Coding region: 1-1569 (522 amino acids)
Biological process (GO): protein maturation
Molecular function (GO): threonine-type endopeptidase activity
Source: RefSeq, a predicted model, not a curated record
AUGCCACGCCGCCAGCAACAAGCCGGCGAUAUCUGUGGGAUUUUCAUCCACGCUGGUGCCGGCUUCCACAGUCUGCAGAACGAAAAAACCCAUCUGAAUGCGGUAAACGAUGCUGCCAAGGUCGGCAUGGCUAUCCUGAAGAAUGGAGGUGAUGCUGUUGAGGCCGUGGAGAUGGCGAUCCGGUUGUUAGAGGAUAAAGAAAUAACGAACGCCGGCUAUGGGAGCAACCUGACGGUACACGGCCAGGUCGAAUGUGAUGCUACGCUGGUUGAUCACUUCGGUCGGAGUGGUGCAGUCGGGGCAAUCUCUCAAGUCAAGAACCCAAUCGCCGUGGCACGCCUCGUUCUUGACGAUUCCACGAAACCCAUGUCACUCCACCGUGUUCCACCGAACCUCUUGGUCGGUGCUGGUGCCACAGACUACGCCGCCGAUAAAGGCAUUCCAAUUCUUCCCCCAGACUACCUGGUCUCGACGUCUGCGCGUGAUAGAUGGAGCAGAUGGCGAGAGGAGCUGGAUAACGCCACUCGAAGAGAGGCCCGCCGGGGCUCUCAGAGCCUGCCAUCUUCGUCGACAGAACCACCGGAUGACUGGGGCCGCUCUCCAACGCCCGCGCCUACUCCCCUGGGUCCUACCGGCUCACCACCAAGCCCGGGGAGACCCCUCAGUCUUGCACAAAUGCCACCAAUCGUGCGCCCACUGAUGGCCUCAACGGCUGAUGUACCAACAUUAUCACGUCCUGGCGGAGGUAGGGACCGAGGACAUCCUUCUUCUGUUUCCCCGUCCCAAUCAACAGCUGUCCACAACUCAUCAGACGGAAAUGCAUCGUAUGGUCACCCCGAGGCUGCCUCUGACGACAGCCUCCAAUGGCUAUCGUCUGCUCCCAAACGCCAGAAGUUAGAUGAUACUUUCGACGGCCCGGCUGGUGAGGGCUUCCGUUCCGGCAACACACCUCAGCCGUCGUUGAGGGCACCAGAACUCGCACAUGUUGACAACGAAGGGGAAGAUGAUAUACGGGACACGGUCGGCGCCAUUGCAAUUGACUGCUUCGGGCGGAUCGCCGCGGGUUCGUCUUCCGGCGGCAUUGGUAUGAAACAUAAGGGGCGUUGUGGCCCAGCCGCUCUUGUUGGCAUUGGCAGUGCCGUAGUCCCCAUUGAUCCACAAGAUCCCACCCAAACUUGUGUGGCCACAGUCACCAGUGGUACGGGAGAACACAUGGCCACUACGUCUGCUGCGGCCACGGCUGCCGAUCGGAUCUACAAUUCUGUGCGCAAGGAACAAGGACGGUUGGUGUCAUGCAACGAAGAUGAGGCGAUGCUGUCGGUCAUCAAGCACGACUUCAUGGCACAUCCUGGUGUGAGCAACAGCCCGUGUACUGGAGCCAUUGGCAUCAUGGCGGUCAAAAAGAGCCGUGACGGGAUCUAUUUCUAUUUCGGCCACAACACUGAUUCGUUUGCCCUUGCCUCGAUGCAUUCAGGCGAAAAAAAGCCGGUAUGCACCAUGUCACGCAGCCGCGGCCACGGCUCGAUCGCACAGGGAGGCAGAGUCUCUCGACUCGCCAAAUCCAGGUAG